AUGGCUGGAUUUAUGCACGAAAUAGAUGGAAAAUGCUGUUACUUGGAUGGAAUUGUGGAGAAAGGUGUUAUGGUGGAUAUGGAUGUUAUGUCUUGGUUUUUUCUUGAAGAUUUCGUGAAAUCUCGUAAGAUAAGUGGUGCAAUCAGAGAAAUGUGGUUUAAAUUACCACAUGAGAGUUUGGAUGAGAAGAGACGUGUGUAUGAAGGACAUGGGGACAAAGCAAUUCAUCUUAUGUGUGAAAUGGCAGCGUUGUGUGGAGAGUUAGAUGUAUACGUAGACCACCAUUUAUCUCCUCCAACUCCAGUUAAGGCACCUACAGAAAGGAAUGAUGACGAGAGUGUAGGUGAUUAUGACAGUGCUGAUGAUGAUGAUUUUGAAGGCGACGAUCAUACUGCUGAGUAUGAUUAUGAUAAUUCUUCUGAUUAUAUGGAUGAAUUUCCUGAGUAUGAAAGCAGUGAUGAUGAUUUCGUUGAAGAGGUUCAUGUUGUUGUUGAAGAUGAUGUUGUUGAGAAUGAAGAGAUGAAUUCGAGUGAGGAUUAUGCAGACAGUGAUGAAUUUAUUCCAACGACACCUGAAGGAACAGAUGAAGAAUGGGAAAAUUUUGAUAAACCUAGGACAAAGAUUCCGACAUCAUUCCCACGUAGUGAGAUCUUGUAUCUUGGUAGGACUUUCAAUUCAGGGGAAGAAUUUAAGAAGGCUCUGUUUGAUUAUGUGUUAGUUGAGAACUUCAAUGUCAAGUUGUCGAGGUGGGACCGAACAAAAUUAGCCGCAGUGUGUUGUAAUGUGGGCUGUCCAUGGAGGGUUUAUUGUUCGGUUGAGGCCCCAAUCAACAAAUGGAUGAUCAAGGUCUACAAAGACGAUCACAACCAUACUCCGGAGAAAUAUGCAAAUAUGUUAACGAUGAGGCAAAUAGCCACAAUGUACGCUGAGAAGAUAAGGGCAGAUCCAAGUUAUACAGCCAAAAAGAUGCAGGAUGACACACAGCGGGAUAAAAAUUUGACUGUCUCAUUGAGCAAGUGUUUUAAGGCUCGAAGUUUGGCCUUGAAAAUUGUGCGUGAAGAUCAAGAAGUUCAAUUUCGAAAACUGUGGGACUAUGAGUUAGAGCUGCAACGUUCAAACCCCAAUACGAGUACUGAAAUUGGAACAAAACCAACUCCGGGUCAAGAAGUGUUUCACAGAUUCUAUGUUUGCUUCGAAGUCCUACGUGAUUCUUGGAAAAGACAUUGUCGUCCGGUUAUCGGAUUAGAUGGAUGUUUCUUGAAGUGGGACUUUAAGGGAGAACUUCUAUCUGCAGUUGGUAGAGAUGCAAAUGAUGGUAUUUACCCUAUUGCAUGGGCCGUUGUACGUAUCGAGGAUACCGACAAUUGGACGUGGUUUGUGAGAAAAUUGAGACUAGAUUUAGAUUUGGGCGAGGGACAAAAUUUGACGAUAUUGUUCGACAAACAGAAGGGUUUGAUGAAUGCCAUCGAAUCAGAGUUACCUUUGGUUGAACAUAGGAUGUGUACAAGACAUGUUUUUGCAAACUGGAAGAAACAAUUCAAGGACCUCGAGCUUAAACUUCUUUUCUGGAAGGCGGCCAAGAGCUACCUUGAAAGUGAGUUUCAUCAAUAUGUGCGUGAUAUCCGCGUGUAUAACCCAUUGGCUUAUGAUGGUUUUAUGAGGGCAAAACCGAAGAAAUGGUGUCGCGCAUUUUUUAAUCCUGAGACGAAAUGUCAUGACGUUAACAACAAUUUAUCAGAGAGCUUCAACGGGUCCAUAAAAGAAGCACGUAGUCUUCCCAUGAUUGACAUGCUUGAAGAAAUUCGAAGGAGUAUAAUGCGGCGGAUAUCGCGACGUGCAACUCAAGCAGAAAGGUGCAAAACCGACUUCCCUCCAAGAAUCUGGAAAGUUUUAGAGAAGUCGCGUGAGAAAUCCCGUCAUUGUAACAUAAUACGGAGUGGAUACGGGAAAUAUGAGGUGGCUGAGUUUGGGAUAAGUUAUGCGGUUGAUUUGUCUGCGAGAACGUGUGGCUGUCGGCGAUGGCAAUUGGGAGGUAUACCUUGCCAACAUUCCUUAGCCGUCAUCAAAGUCAACCGAGAAGACGUUUCUAGAUAUAUGUCGCAUUACAUUAAGAAAUCCACAUGGCAAGCAAUAUAUCAGCGUAAUAUCCUACCCGUAAAUGGUGAGCCGGCAUGGAUGAAAUCAGGCAAACCUCCAAUUGGUGUCCCCACGACAAUACAAAUGACAUGA
Molecule: messenger RNA, 2229 nt
Organism: Tarenaya hassleriana
Lineage: Eukaryota; Viridiplantae; Streptophyta; Magnoliopsida; Brassicales; Cleomaceae
Exons: 3
Coding region: 1-2229 (742 amino acids)
Molecular function (GO): zinc ion binding
Source: RefSeq, a predicted model, not a curated record